Messenger RNA from Babesia microti strain RI, 1212 nucleotides. Its product is annotated as REI1, pre-60S factor REI1. Gene Ontology annotation, biological process: ribosomal large subunit biogenesis. NCBI's taxonomy places the organism in Eukaryota, Apicomplexa, Aconoidasida, Piroplasmida, Babesiidae. The record is from RefSeq and is a predicted model, not a curated record. Gene Ontology annotation, cellular component: preribosome, large subunit precursor. The coding region runs from base 1 to 1212 and encodes 403 amino acids. The transcript has a single exon.
AUGAGUGGGACAAUUUCAUUUUCCAAAGGUCUAGCCGAUAUCAGUGCUUUAGAUUCGAAUAAAUCCACCUCUGAUAUAUCCACUAGACGCUUCAGCGACAAUGGAAUAACGGAAGUUAGUGAAAAAAAAUUAUGUACAACCUGCAAUGAAUACAUCGAAGCUGCAAACUUUCGUGGUCAUUUCAAAUGUGAGUGGCAUAGGUACAACAUGUACAGGAAGCAAAAGCAGUUGUCGCCCAUUGACUUUGACAUGUUUUUGGAACGGGAAGAGAUGGCAAAGCAACAGGCAUUGAUUGUUAAACAGAAGGGGCAAGAUCAUAUCAAGCACAAGGUUCACUCAUGUCCAUUAGAUUUGAAUAGUAGAAAUGAUACAACUUUGCAUAGCGAUUUGGAUGAGAAUGUUGUUAAAAAGAAGGGCACAAAAAAUCGAGUUAAUGCAAUAAAAUAUUGUGCCGGAAUGAGUAUAUUCAAUGCCAAAUUUAUAGGUAAUCCAAAUGAUGCCCUAAAUUUUAUGAUAAAACACAACGGAUUCUAUCUCCCUGAAGCCGAGUACAUAUCAAACUUAGCUGGAUUACUAGAAUACCUAGGUAAUAUUGUAUUUAUUGGAAAUGAGUGUUUAUAUUGUGGGAGGAUAUUCUCAACUUUAUAUGCCGUGUGGCAUCAUAUGGAGGCGAAGGGACAUCAAAAAAUUCCAUACGAAAUGAUUGAAGAGAUUUAUCAGUUUUAUGACUUUACGCCCUCCUAUGCCAAACUGCUCAAGAACAGGGGCGAUCUAGUCAAUGUUGCCGGAAGCGAUAUCAACUUUACCAGCGUAGAUGGUGAUAUAGAUGAUGAGUGGGAAGAUAUCAGCGAUAUAGAUGGCUAUGAUGAACAAAUAAUUAAACCAGAAUAUAAUGAACCGCAAAUAUUAAAAAUAUAUUCCAAAUAUAACCUGAGACCGGCGAUGAUUGACGAGAAUAACAAUCUAACCCUACCCGAUGGAAGGGAAGUGGUAAAUCGUUCUACAGCUUAUGUGUAUAAGCAGCAUUUGAGGCCUAUACGCAUGUUUAGCGGUGCACUACUGAUGUCUAAAUCGGCAAAUAAUAGAAUUUGUAAAGAGGAUUUCAAGGGUAAAAUUUCUUGGUUAAGAGAUAAAAUUAGGCAAAAUAUACAUAAGGACGUCAGAUCAUACAAACUUUUCAAGGUUCGCUCACAAAACAUCAUUUUUAAGUGA